This is a messenger RNA of Procambarus clarkii (red swamp crayfish), 1595 nucleotides long. Its product is annotated as kelch domain-containing protein 1. The record is from RefSeq and is a predicted model, not a curated record. NCBI's taxonomy places the organism in Eukaryota, Metazoa, Arthropoda, Malacostraca, Decapoda, Cambaridae. Gene Ontology annotation, molecular function: protein binding.
GUGUACCAAGUGACCAGUGUGGGUGCCGGAGGUGGUACACACAGCUGCACACGGGGCUGGUGUGGGCGUGCAGGUGUGCUGGUCACAGAUCACUCUACAAGUAAUACAAUGCCUCGUCAGGAACCAGAAGAAUAUCAGUUUAUUCACCGGAGAGCUGGCCAUGUUAUGGUGGCUUAUGAUAAUCGCUUAUUCGUAUGGGGCGGCUACAUGGAGCUGCCUCACUCUGAAUCCUACACCCUUAUGACACCCAGCAAGUGCUUAUAUCAUAGUGCCAUAGAUGUUUUUAUGUAUGAUCCUCUGCUCAAUACAUGGACCCGUCGCAUGAGUAAUGGGCAUAUUCCACUACAGCUCUCGGGAUCAUGUGCGGCAGUUCACCAUCAGCACAUGUAUCUUUUUGGAGGCUGGACUAAUAAUACAUCAGACGAGUAUGAAAAUAGUUCCAAUUCCUUGUGGCGACUUCACCUACCUUCAUUAACUUGGGAGUUGCUGUUUCCUGAGGGUAUACCACCAUUUCCCUGUGACAAGGCUGCCUGCUGGGUCUUCAAAAAUAGGUUCUAUGUGUUUGGAGGUUUUGGCCCAGCAAGAGAAUUACACUCAAUGUCUGGCGUGAAGGUCACUUUUGUACGUGACAAUAUUUUCCCAAGUGGCUGGAUAGAUCAACUGGUAUAUUAUGAUAUAGAAAAUAAUAAAUGGGUGUGGCCUGAGACGCAAGGUCCCAAGCCGUCUCCUCGAGCUGCACACACAGCAGAUGUAACUGAUGACAAGGUGUUCAUAUUUGGAGGUCGGUUUAAAGAAGCUAGAAUGAAUGAUUUACAUUGCUUGGAUCUUACCAAUAUGAUAUGGAGUGGCAACUUGACUGAGAGCGCGGUUCAAGAAACUCCUGAGGGUCGUUCCUGGCACACGUUCAAUUUUGUAUCUGAAAAUAAGGCAGUUAUAUAUGGUGGCUUCAAUACAUCUCAACAAGUUCUAAAGGACAUCUGGGUGCUAGAUGUUAACAAUGGAAAAUGGCAGCAGUCACACAAUGUGCACGCAGGGCCUGUACUGUGGCAUACUUCAGCUGUUGGAUUCCCUGGAGAAGUGACAUUCUAUGGAGGAAUUAAAAACAAUCUUCUGGACUAUUCACAACCAAAAGACCAUGCUGAAGAUUUAUUGGUAUUAAGAUUUAGUCCACCCAGUCUGCAAAGAUUGGGUAUUGAGGUUGUUGGUAAGCACAGAGAGAAGCUUCAAGAGCAGUGGCAUCUCUUACCCCAGACACUUCAGCAUAUCCUUGAGGUUCGCUCUUGUUCAAACAGUAUCAACAACAAUCCACCAUCAGUAAUGUUGAUCCAACAUUAGUAACAUUGAUGUAACAUCGACAACUUCAGUAGUGGUCCAACAUCGAGAAACACUGUACUGUGAAACCACAAGACUAAUAUAGGUGAGAGACUAUAUCGAGGCUGUCUGAUAAGACCGAACUUGCAUCGCACACGCGCACAGUCACUCACACACUAGUGUGAGUGUGUGCACUCUCUCUCUCUCUCUCUCUCUCUCUCUCUCUCUCUCUCUCUCUCUCUCUCUCUCUCUCUCUCUCUCUCUCUCUCUCUCUCUCUCUCUCU